Molecule: messenger RNA, 2424 nt
Organism: Tripterygium wilfordii
Lineage: Eukaryota; Viridiplantae; Streptophyta; Magnoliopsida; Celastrales; Celastraceae
Exons: 3
Coding region: 148-2238 (696 amino acids)
Source: RefSeq, a predicted model, not a curated record
UCUCAGUGUCGUUUUCUUUGACAACAUCAUCGAAACCGAGUCUCACUCUAAGCUCUGUGUGUACUUUCACUUCUUCACACACCCAUGACGAGAACUCUCUGGAGGUAACGCCAUCUCCUCCCAAAUGUCCCACCCUCGCCGGGGAGUAUGAAGAAGAUCACCGGCAAAGAGGAGCCUCCGACGACAUUUUCGGCGACCAAAGCUUUGAAUCUGAAACCGGGAUCGGAUCUCGACUUCUCGCGCAAAUCCACACUCCGCAAGACCCGGAACCCGAGCCUGACCCGGUUGAAGCGUACCGGAGCUCCAGUUGGGAGACGGAGCCGGCCCGAGACGCCGUUGCUGAAAUGGAAGACAGAAGAUAAGAAGAAAACUCCCGCUGUUGAGGAUGAGGAGCUGGAGGGUGACCGGAGAGGUCGCAGGAGAAGCGCGAAGGUGGUAUCGGCGAGGAAACUUGCCGCUGGCCUUUGGAGGAUGCAGCUGCCGGAGACCGUCGCCAGUGGUGGUGGGGAUAGGAGCAGGGAUCGGUUAGAGAUUCAGCCUUCUUCCAGUCAUGUUGGCGUCUCAUUUAUAUCUCGUCAAAGCGGCAAAGCAUAUGAGGAAGAUCCAAAGGAUCCAUUACUAAGCCCCUGUUCUAUUUCUAGUGGAAAGAAUGGAUUCUUAUAUAAGCUUGAACCAGCAUUUCAGUUUUCCAACCCUCUAAUGGAGGGUGCGACAAAGUGGGAUCCUGUUUCUUUGGAAACGACAGAUGAGGUCUGUCAGAUAUAUGGACAGAUGAAGCGCCUGGACCAGCAAGUAAGUGCUGUAUCAGUGGUUUCUGCACUUGAAGCUGAACUGGAGCAGUCUCGAGCUCGCAUUCAGGAGCUGGAGACCGAACGUCGGUCCUCCAAAAAGAAACUUGAGCAAUUCCUGAGGAAAGUCAGCGAGGAGAGGUCUGCAUGGCGUAGUAGAGAGCAUGAGAAAAUCCGAGCAUUUAUAGAUGAUAUGAAAUCUGAUUUAAGCCGAGAAAAGAGAAGUCGUCAUAGGUUUGAAAUUGUUAACUCCAAAUUGGUUAAUGAGCUUGCUGAUGCUAAGAUAUCAGCAAAGCGAUAUAUGCAGGAUUUUGAAAAGGAAAGAAAAGCCAGAGAAUUGAUUGAGGAAGUUUGUGAUGAGCUUGCUAAGGAGAUUGGAGAGGACAAGGCUGAAUUUGAAGCAUUGAAAAGGGAAUCUAUGAAAUUUCGGGAGGAAGUAGAUGAGGAAAGGAAAAUGUUGCAGAUAGCUGAGGUCUGGCGCGAAGAACGUGUGCAGAUGAAGUUGGUUGAUGCUAAGGUGGCACUUGAACAGAGGUAUUCUCAAAUGAACAAGCUUGUAGCAGAUUUAGAAACUUUUCUGAGGUCAAGAAAUGCAAUUCUAGAUGUGAAGGAAAUGCAAGAAGCAGAGUUGCUUCGACAGGCUGCUGCAUCAAUUAAUGUUCAAGACAUCCAGGAGUUUACAUAUGAGCCACCUAAUCCAGAUGAUAUUUUCUCUGUUUUCGAAGAUUUCAAUUUUUGUGAACAAAAUGAGAGGGAAAUUGAAGCCUCUGCAGCAUGUAGUCCUGCUAGUCAUGCUUCGAAAAUUCAUACAGUGAGUCCUGAGGUCAAUGUGGUUAAUAAGGACGGCAUUCAGAAAUACUCGAAUGCAUACAAUGAUCCUGAUGAGGAAAUAGAAGAAGAUGAAAGUGGGUGGGAAACUGUCAGCCAUCUUGAGGAUCAGGGAUCAAGCUAUUCACCAGAGGGGAUUGCCAUGUCUGUCAACAAGAAUCACCGAAACAGUAACGUAUCAGGAAGUGGAACUGAACGGGAAGAAAAUGGAUGCGGAGAAACGCCAAUUACAGAAAUCAGUGAAGUCUGUUCAAUGCCGACCAAGCAACUAAAGAAGGUGUCGUCCAUAGCCAGCCUCUGGAGAUCAUGCCCGAUCAAUGGUGAGAACUACAAAAUAAUAACUGUUGAGGGAAUAAAUGGUAGGAUAUCGAAUGGGAGGAAAUCCAGUGUGGGUAUUGUUUCUCCUGACCAGGGGUCCAGUAACGGUGGCGUCAGCCCCCCUGAUCUGGUGGGCCACUGGAGUUCUCCUGACUCUGGAAAUCCUCACAUAGCUCGAGGGAUGAAAGGAUGCAUCGAAUGGCCUCGUGGUGCGCAGAAGAACAGUUUGAAGGCAAAGCUUUUGGAGGCAAGAAUGGGGAGCCAGAAAGUCCAACUGCGUCAUGUUCUUAAGCAGAAGAUCUAGAUAACUUAAACGCUUGGUACAAAUAAGGUAAUUGAACAAAUGGGAAACUGUUAUGGAAUCAUGUUCAUUCUAGAAUUUGAAAUGAUAAUAUUAAACAUGUUCCCGGUAGAAACUGGAAUGAUGAGCAUUUUCAUCUUCUUCUGUAUUUCUCUCUUUCUGGAAGUAAAUUUUACAUUUUUGAGCUCC